Messenger RNA from Nanorana parkeri, 545 nucleotides. RefSeq names its product dual specificity phosphatase 11 (gene DUSP11). Gene Ontology annotation, molecular function: polynucleotide 5'-phosphatase activity; protein tyrosine/serine/threonine phosphatase activity. Bases 3 to 545 code for a protein of 180 amino acids. Lineage: Eukaryota; Metazoa; Chordata; Amphibia; Anura; Dicroglossidae. The record is from RefSeq and is a predicted model, not a curated record. The transcript has 7 exons. Gene Ontology annotation, biological process: protein dephosphorylation.
CCAUGAGUAACCAUCUGCCGGACGGGUGGACGGAGUACAGUAAUGUUGGAAAGCGGAUUCCUGGAACACGUUUCAUUGCUUUUAAGGUUCCCUUGAAAAAAGUGUUUGAUACCAGGCUGGCACCUUUGCAGAGGUUUUCAACGACCGAACUUAUCAGUGAAAUUGAGAAGCAAAAAGAAGAGCUUGGAUUUGUUGUGGAUCUGACGUGUACCAAACGCUACUAUUCCCCACAGGAGCUGCCUGCAACAGUACAGUACGCAAAAAUCUUCACAGCUGGACGUCAACUGCCUACCGAUGAAGUCAUCUAUGAGUUUAAAAGCACAGUAAAGCAGUUUCUGAGUGAGAAUGCUGACAAUGAGAAACUCAUUGGUGUUCACUGUACACAUGGUUUGAACCGGACAGGAUAUUUGGUGUGCAGGUAUAUGAUCGAUGUUCUUGAUAUGGUGCCAUCUGAAGCUAUAGAAAAGUUCAACAAAAGCCGUGGACACUGCAUAGAACGGGAGAACUAUCUUGCUGACCUCUUGCAGGGGAAACCUAGGAGGUAA